Molecule: messenger RNA, 1919 nt
Organism: Protobothrops mucrosquamatus (brown spotted pit viper)
Lineage: Eukaryota; Metazoa; Chordata; Lepidosauria; Squamata; Viperidae
Product: ataxin-2-like protein
Exons: 9
Source: RefSeq, a predicted model, not a curated record
GCAGGUGAAGAAAUCAACACUGAAUCCUAAUGCAAAAGAAUUCAACCCGUCAAAGACUCUUCUUUCUGUGAACAAAUCACCAAGUACUCCUACAUCACCAGGGCCACGCACCCAUUCUACACCCUCUAUCCCAGUGAUUACACCAGGGCAAAGUGGCAUGUACAGCACACAAUAUAUUUCUUACAUCCCACAGAUUCACAUGAGCCCAGCUGUGCAGACACCUCAGAUGUACCCCUAUCCUGUUUCCAAUUCUGUGCCCGGACAGCAAGGGAAAUACCGAGCUAAAGGGUCUCUACCUCCCCAGCGUUCAGACCAGCACCAGCCCACCUCAGCUCCUCCCAUUAUGCAAGCAGCAGCAGCUGCAGGGCCCCCUCUGGUAGCUGCAACUCCAUACUCUUCAUACAUCUCAUACAAUCCCCAGCAGUUCACAGGACAGCCUACUAUGAUGCAGCCCAUGGCCCACUAUCCCUCGCAGCCUGUGUUUGCCCCCAUGCUGCAGAGUAACCCCCGUAUGAUGACAUCUGGCAGUCACCCCCAAGCUAUCGUCUCAUCAUCUACUCCACAGUAUCCUCCUGCAGAACAGCCUACGCCCCAAACUCUUUAUGCCACAGUGCAUCAAUCGUAUCCCCAUCAUGCCACACAGCUGCAUCCGCAUCAGCCUCAACCAGCUACCACACCCACGGGCAACCAGCAGCAAACACAACAUGCCGCCCCCAGCCCUGUGCAGCACCAAGCUGGACAACCACCUCACUUGGCCAGUGCUCAGCAGCAGCAGAACCUGUACCACGCUGCUACACUGGCAGCUACGCCACCCUCCAUGACCCCGGGGCCCAGCGCUCAGUCGCCACAGAGCGGUUUCCCACAGCCGGCAGUUUAUGCCAUUCAUGCCCAUCAGCAGCUGCAGCACGGAUACACCAACAUGGCCCAUGUCACUCAGGCCCAUGUCCAGACUGGAAUUGCAGCUGCCCCACCACCUCACCCUGGAGCUCCCCAAGUCAUGUUAUUGCAUCCGUCACAGACUCAUGGUGGACCCCCUCAAGGAGGUGUGCCCCAGAGUGGUGUGCCCACCCUUUCUGCCUCCACACCAUCCCCCUACACAUACAUAGGGCACCACCAAGUUCAGUCUCAUCCCUCCCAGCAGCUAUCAUUCCACACCCCUGGGAAUUGAUGUCCACGCUUCUCCCUGUGACCUGAGACCCCAGCCAGCUAUGGCUCUGUUGCUGACCCCCCAAGCCUGGGCCAUCCCUUGUGCCCAAGUUAGAGGCCUCUGAAGGGAUGCAGUCUGGCCCAGCCCUCUUGGCAAGCACCUUCCGUUCCGUUGGUUUAGUGAAGCCUGCCCAGGGUACUGUUGACCAGCGGGAUGGAGCAAGACCCCUUUCCAUUGCCCAGAGGAGGGCAGGGUUUAUUUUCUGUUAUUUAUAACUCCAUUGGGGUUCCUAGAGCAAGUGCCACUUUCCCACAUUAACUUGACAAGGACAUGACCAUAUGGACAAAUCUUGACUUUUUAUUAAGUAAAAAUAUUUAAAAAGUUAAAAAAAUAAAAUUUUAAACUAACUAAUGUUGGACUUGGGGUGAAUGUGUGGGAGGGCCAGUUUGUAAACAACAAUCCUUAAUUGUGGUUCUGCAGCAUCAGAGAGGAAGACUUUGUGACCUGUCCAGCAUACGUAGCUCAACUAGACUUGAAGAACUGUUUUGGAAUUCAGCAUUAUUGUCUAAUAGCAUAAUUUUCCUCUCUGAAAAUAGAUCAUCAAGGAUUAGUAGUUUUGAGUGACAGUGAAACAAACCCUAAACCAGUAGUUUUUAGUGCUGGGGUUAUCCUGUGAAUGCAGUACACACCAAAUUAAAAUUUUAAUUGAUGCUUUUAUUGGAAUCAAUGACACCAUAUGAAAUUUAAGGACUUUGGGGAUGAGCAGAAAUGG